ACGUGGCACUAACGUGGUUCAAUCUCUAUGAAUCGAUCAAACCUCAUCUACAAAGAAAAACUGGGAAGUAUUAUUCGUUUUAUUGCGUUUUUAAAACUGGGUCUUUGCUUCGUAAAAUCAUUGAGGGACGCAGUGAAGCAAAAGAAAAUCGUACGAAAUGAAAAAGCACACAAAAUUUCAAGAAAUUUCUCACUAAACAAAAUGUCAAACGUCUCGCUGACCGACUGGAAAUUUUCAUACGCAUCGAGGCAUGUAUGUCAAUCUUUCCCAAGGUCACUCGACUUCCAGUUUGUGCCGAGAGAAUCGUCCCCUGAUCAACGCCCUCUAUUGAGCAUCGUUUGUUUCAGUGAGUUUGAUUAAAUGGAGAGUGUCGACGCUGUCGCGUCGUGACGUGUAGUUCACAAUUUUUGAAUCGCCAGUUGCAACAGAAUGGAAUACUUUAAAAGCAGCUUGAAGUCCGUCUUGGGUUCUGCAUCUGUGGAGAACGAGCCAUCAGGCGCUGACACGGUAGAGCGACUGGUGGACAGAUUACAGUCGUCGACGUUGUUGAACGACAGACGAGAUGCUUGUCGAGCGCUCAAAGCUCUUUCACGCACAUAUCGCGUCGAGGUAGGAGCCCAGGGUAUGGACGCAUUGCGACAGAUUUUAGAAAUGGAUAGAACUGACUGCGAGAUCAUUGGUUUGGCCCUUGAUACACUUUGCAACAUAACAAGUCCCAAAACGUUCGACGAGGAAGUGGAUAAACAUGGACCCAACAACAAAGUAGGAGAGCAAUUCACGGAAAUAUUCAUCAAAAAUGCAGAUAGCGUUGGAUUAGUUCUGGCGCUUUUAGAAGAAUUUGAAUUCAAAGUCAGGUGGCCAGCGAUAAAGUUACUGAUGCAUUUGUCAACUAACAGAUUAAAGGAUAUUCAAGAAAUAAUCUUAGUCAGUCCCAUGGGUGUUUCUAAACUGAUGGAUCUCCUCGGUGAUAGCAGAGAAGUCAUACGUAACGAUGUCUUGUUACUUCUUAUUCAGUUAACGAAAGGCAAUGCAAAUAUUCAGAAAAUUGUCGCGUUUGAAAAUGCAUUUGACCGCAUUUUCGAUGUCAUCGCACAAGAGGGCAAUGUAGAAGGUGGUAUUGUCGUGGAAGAUUGUUUGUUGUUAAUGUUAAAUCUUCUAAGGGGUAAUAUAAGUAAUCAGAAUUUUUUUAAAGAAGGUAGUUAUAUUCAAAAAUUAACGCCAAUGUUUCAAAUAUCGUCCGAACAUGACGAUAAUCCCCUAAGCACAUGGAGCCCACAAAAGGUAUCGAAUGUUCAUUGUAUGGUUCAAGUGAUUCGGGCAUUAGUGGCACCGAGUGGACCUGCCCAGGCAGUAUCAAAUUGUCAACGGAUUAUGAGAGCUUGUGGUCUUCUACAAGCUCUUUGCAACAUAUUGAUGGCUAGUGGCGUACCUGCAGAUGUAUUGACUGAAACCAUUAAUACAGUGGCUGAGGUUAUUAGGGGAAAUUCCAGUAACCAAGAAUUUUUGGCUGAAGUAAUGGCACCCAGCAAUCCUCCUAGGCCAGCGAUCGUUGUCUUACUCAUGUCCAUGGUAAACGAAAAACAAUCGUUCGCUUUGAGAUGUUCCGUUCUCUACUGUUUCCAAUGUUUUUUGUAUAAGAAUGAAAUGGGCCAGAGUCAGCUUAUUCAGACUUUGUUACCCCAGGGAAACGAAGUGCCAUCGUUAACGACAGGACAGUUGUUAUGUGGAGGUUUAUUUUCCUCGGAUUCUUUGUCAAAUUGGUUUUCCGCCGUGGCACUGUCCUAUGCAUUGAUCGAGGACAACACGCAGAAGGAACAACUGUUGCGCGUGCUACUCGCAACAAAUAUCGGAAAGCCGCCAGUGACGUUAAUGCAACAAUGCGUCAUGCUACUGCAACAGGGCAGUAAAGCACAGUGCAAAUUAGGUCUCCUAAUAUUACUUUGCAGAUGGACUGCGCACUGUCUAGCUGCUGUUAAAUCAUUCCUGCUUAUCGAUUCGUCUAUAGCUUAUUUAACAGCUUUAUUGUCGUCGCAAGAGAAUAACGAUGAUUUGCAAGAGACAUUGUUGCAAAGUAUGUGCGCCAUGCUUAUUGGAUUGUGCGUGCAUUUCAAUGACAACAGUAUUUCUAAUUAUACAAAGGAAAAGCUAUGUAAUUUAAUCGAAAAUAGAAUCGGAUUAGAAAGGUUUCAAGAUGCUAUUGGUGGCCUUGCUAGACACGAGGUGUACUCUAGAACUUUAAAACAUCCUCAACCUUCAGCAAAGAAUCCUUCGGAACUUUUACUAGACCAUGAAUUUUGUAGACUAUCGAAAACGUUAGAAGGAGUGAUUAUAAAGUCGGUUCUGGAUGGAAGUAGCUUGCAUCAAAAAAACGAGAUCGCGACACCGAUAUUGCCAGACUCUGUUUUGAUAACUCAAUAUAAAGACGUCAUUCGAGAACAAAGUUCUCAGAUACAAAAGCUAAACCAACUCACGGAAUCACUUGUCAAAGAAAAGAACGAACUUGAAGCGCAAGUACAUGAUCUUCGAUCAUCAAUCAGUCACUUGAAGGAUCAAAAUUUGGUUUUACGCGCGGCACAGACGAACUUGAUGCCGGAAGAAAGUGACUCGAUCAACGUCACGACCAACGAAGGUUGCACAAAAGAGGCGGAGAAAUAUAAAACUGUGAUUACAGAGUUGGAAAUUCGUUUAGUAGAAUACGCUUCGAUGGUAAAGAAAUACGAAACUGACUUUGAACGUAAAUUGAAAGAGAAGUCCGAGGAACUAGAGAAAUUGAAGAAAGACCAAGAAGAUCUUUUGGAACUUUUAGCAGAGGACGAAAGUAAAAUUAUGCGCUACGAGGAAAAAUUGGCUGCAUUAGGUGAGAAGGUACGCGAAGAUCGAGACAGAUGAAAGUUCGAUUGAAUUGGAUACCGACGAUCAAGCAGAAUGCAAUAAUUCCGUCGAACGUAUUGACCGAUUGAUAUCACCUUAAAAAUUCAGAACGAUAUUAUAACAGAGUAAUUUAUAUAACUAUAAAAUAACGCAGUCAAAAAGAGAUUCUUA
Frieseomelitta varia is the source of this 3042-nucleotide messenger RNA. It is a transcript of the gene p115, whose product is annotated as general vesicular transport factor p115. The record is from RefSeq and is a predicted model, not a curated record. Bases 430 to 2889 code for a protein of 819 amino acids. NCBI's taxonomy places the organism in Eukaryota, Metazoa, Arthropoda, Insecta, Hymenoptera, Apidae. Gene Ontology annotation, cellular component: cytoplasm; ER to Golgi transport vesicle membrane; Golgi membrane. Gene Ontology annotation, biological process: endoplasmic reticulum to Golgi vesicle-mediated transport; transcytosis; intracellular protein transport. The transcript is spliced from 12 exons.